Molecule: messenger RNA, 3704 nt
Organism: Bactrocera tryoni
Lineage: Eukaryota; Metazoa; Arthropoda; Insecta; Diptera; Tephritidae
Gene: aPKC
Product: atypical protein kinase C
Exons: 10
Coding region: 350-3574 (1074 amino acids)
Biological process (GO): protein phosphorylation; establishment or maintenance of cell polarity
Molecular function (GO): protein serine/threonine kinase activity; protein binding; ATP binding
Source: RefSeq, a predicted model, not a curated record
CAUUCGCGCACGGGUUUCAGCUGAAAAUGGACGUUUCGUGAGCGCUUUGGGGCAAAUUGCGAUACACCGAUACUGGCUUUAUUUUUUUAUUGAGGCUGCUUUAACCUUGCUUGUUGUGAGAAAUAUUAUAUAUAUAAUCUAUAUAUAAUCGUGUUGUUAACAUAAAACCGAAGUGUGAUUAAAGCAAAAAAAGUGAUUAAAAAACCAAGAAACAACCGCGCUGUGCAAUACUUCUACAAAAACAACCCAACAAAAACAAAUAAAAUUUUCUACAACUCUCCUACCCAACCCCAAACAAUAAGUGUUUAAGCGUCAGCAACAAAACGCAAUUCCUGUAUUUGACCGCAACAUGGCUUGGGGUUACUGGAGCGCCACCACAGUAGAUCGUGGACGUUCGCCACGACGCAAUACGCAAUGUACACCAUUACCGGUGAAUUUGAUGCAACAGGAAGAGGACAACAGCACGCAAAAUGCGUCAGCAGCCGCCGCAGCCUCGGCAACGAACAGCAAUGCCGGCAAUGGCAGCGGUGGUGGCGGCGGCGGCGGCGGUGGCAACUUGAAUACUUGCCCGAAUACACCAUCCGGCACGCAAGCGAAUCUCUGCUACAGUCCAACGUGUCGCAGUCGCUGCAGUAGUCCCUGCCCGGGCAGUCCGUGUCCGGGUAGUCCAUGCGGUUCGAUAACACCGCCACCGCCGCCACAAUUGACAUCGUCGCAACAGCAUUUGCAUCAGCAUUCGAAUAAGAAUUGCCCGGCCGCACAGCAAAUACUCAAUUUGGAUGAUUAUCCCUCGCGGCGGCAAUCGUUGGAUCGGCUAGAUAGUCCACAGGCCAAUCAACUGUCGGAUAUAUUGUGUCGCGGCGCCGUCGUCUCAUCCAUACAAUCGGCCAACAACACGUUGACGCGCGGCGUCUCACUGCACAGCCGCAGCGGUAGCGCUCACGGUAGCAUUCAUGGUGGCAGUCAUCACGGCAGCUAUGGUGGCGGCGUCGGCGGCGGUGGAACUGGUAGCGCGCACGGUUCCAUGGGCUGUCUGCAGGGCAGCAUGGGACAUUUGAUAGGCGCCGGUGGCAUUGGCGGCGGCAUGGGUGGCGCUAGCACCAGCGGCAGCGUCGGCAUGCUGUCGGGCGCAAUUGAUACCGGCGACUAUGAUGUACCGCAUCCGCAUCCCUAUACGCAUCAUUAUAUGCAGACAUCGACAUCGAUAACGCCGCCACAUUCCACAAUGAGUUUGAUCGGUUCACGACCCGGCUCGGCCGGUGCUUGUCCGGGUCAUGAUUCGGGCUCAGACUCGAGUCAAGGUUGCGGCUCUACAAUGGGUGGCGGCAUCGGCGGCGGCGGCGGCGGGGGUGUUGUACAUGGCAUGGGCGGCAUGAGCAUUGGCAGCGGUCAUGCUGGCCAUAUGAUGGGCGGUGGCGGUGGUGGUAUUGGUGUUGGUGUGGCCAUGGGCAUGGGUAUGAUUGGCGCUGCUGGCAUGAGUGGUCAUCAUCAUAGCGGUGGCAGCGGUUCGUUGGGACGCUGUUCAAGUCGUUGUCAUAAUACAAUGAAUACAACAACAAACACCACCACCACCACCACUGAUGAUUCGGGCGGUGGCAGCGGUGGUAGUGGUGGCAGCGUUUUUAUCGGCAGCUGUCGCAUGGGCCCAGCCACGAGUGGUGGCGUUGGCGUCGGCGUCGGUGUCGGUGUCGGUGUGGGCGUUGUUGGCAUCAAUGUCGGCGGCGGCAUGGGUGGCGGCAUAAUGGAGAAUCCGCAUCGCAGCAGCUUGCAUGGCAGCGAGGGUAGCGGCUUGAAUGUUUGCGGCAUGGGCGGUAGCGGUGGCAGUGGCGGUAGUGUUGGUGGUCGCAGCAGCACACUCGGCACCAUACAUAAUGGACAUCAUCAUCAUCAAUAUCACCAUGAAUGUAUACACUACGAGCGUCUACCUAUACCUGUUCCUAUACCGACUGUGCCAAUACAACAGCAACAGCAACAACACUUGCAUUCCGAAGAAGAAAUCGAACCAGCCUAUGCAACAGUAUUUCCAAAUGUACCUUCUGCACCUGGCCUGUCCUGUGAUGGCGAAGAUCGCAGCAUCUACAGACGUGGCGCACGCAGAUGGCGCAAACUCUACCGAGUCAACGGACACAUUUUCCAAGCCAAACGCUUCAAUCGCCGCGCCUUCUGCGCCUACUGUCAGGACCGCAUCUGGGGCUUGGGACGGCAAGGUUUCAAGUGCAUACAAUGCAAAUUGUUGGUGCACAAAAAAUGCCAUAAACUCGUACAGAAGCACUGCACCAACGAGCAUGUGGAGCCGUUAGUCAAGGAGCGCGACGACGCUUUCGCCGAACAGCUGCCGCAGGUGUUGCCACCGUUGCCCGAUUAUGCGUCGCAGGCGAGUGGCAGUAGUCACGGUGGCAUGGUGGAUGCGAGCGAUCCGUUAGCAGCGCUCGAACUGCAGCCGCACGAUGGACAGUUGCAGCAGCAACAGCAACAACAUCAAAAUAUUGAAGAACAAUUGGAGCCGGGCACACAGCGGCAAUAUUCCAUAAACGAUUUCGAAUUGAUACGCGUCAUUGGACGUGGCAGCUAUGCCAAGGUCUUGAUGGUCGAACUGAAGAAUACCGGGCGCAUAUAUGCCAUGAAAGUGAUUAAGAAGGCGCUCGUCACCGAUGAUGAGGACAUCGAUUGGGUGCAAACGGAGAAGCAUGUCUUCGAGACGGCAUCGAAUCAUCCGUUCUUGGUCGGUUUGCAUUCGUGCUUCCAGACACCGUCACGUCUAUUCUUCGUGAUUGAGUUUGUGCGCGGCGGUGAUCUUAUGUUCCAUAUGCAACGACAACGUCGUCUACCCGAGGAGCAUGCGCGCUUCUAUGCGGCGGAAAUCAGUUUGGCAUUGAACUUUUUGCACGAGAAGGGCAUUAUUUAUCGUGACUUGAAGUUGGAUAAUGUGCUGCUCGAUCAUGAGGGUCACAUUAAGUUGACCGAUUAUGGCAUGUGUAAGGAGGGUAUACGUCCCGGUGACACGACCUCCACCUUCUGCGGCACACCCAACUAUAUAGCGCCGGAGAUUUUGCGUGGCGAAGACUAUGGUUUCUCAGUGGAUUGGUGGGCGCUGGGCGUGCUAUUGUACGAGAUGUUGGCCGGCCGUAGUCCAUUCGAUAUAGCCGGCGCAUCGGAGAAUCCCGAUCAAAACACUGAAGAUUAUCUGUUCCAAGUGAUUUUGGAAAAGACCAUACGUAUACCGCGUUCGCUGAGCGUGAAGGCCGCGUCUGUAUUGAAAGGUUUCCUUAAUAAAAAUCCAGCUGAUCGCUUGGGUUGCCAUCGUGAGUCCGCUUUCAUGGACAUUGUGAAUCAUCCAUUCUUCAAGAGUAUCGACUGGGAAAUGAUCGCACAAAAGGAGGUACAACCACCAUAUAAGCCAACAUUUGAUCCUGGCGAUCCAUAUAUGGCCACAAAUUUCGAUACGCAAUUUACUAGGGAGCCAGCCGAGUUGACGCCAGAUGAUCCUCGCGUCAUUGACAAGAUCGAUCAAUCGGAGUUUGAAGGCUUCGAGUAUGUGAAUCCGCUGCUGAUGUCUUUGGAGGAUUGCGUCUGACACCACGAGUCAUGUGAUUUGCAUCCCUAUAAUAUGCGUUUGUAUGGCGAGGACUCCAGUGAUUAUGACUCAGUAGCUGAUGAUUUAAGUAUUUUGCAAUUGCACGCACCGCCGCCAACAACCGCUAACA